Messenger RNA from Neohortaea acidophila, 1152 nucleotides. RefSeq lists its product as uncharacterized. The transcript is spliced from 2 exons. Gene Ontology annotation, molecular function: protein-containing complex binding. Gene Ontology annotation, cellular component: mitochondrion. The record is from RefSeq and is a predicted model, not a curated record. The coding region runs from base 1 to 1152 and encodes 383 amino acids. NCBI's taxonomy places the organism in Eukaryota, Fungi, Ascomycota, Dothideomycetes, Mycosphaerellales, Teratosphaeriaceae.
AUGGCUCUCCACCGGCCCCUCGCCCGCACUACCCUCCUCCUCUCCAAACCCGCCCUCCCCGCCUGCCAGAGACGCCAAUAUGCACAGCAAUACAACCAAGACAUUGUCAUCACUCGAACCGGUAAGCCCAUCCUGCGCGUGGCGGGCGGCCGGAGCAGUCUCGGCGGUCACACUGCCACCGUCUUCGGAGCAACGGGUAUGCUAGGCCGGUACAUUGUGAACCGUCUCGCUCGCUCCGGAAACACCGUUGUCAUUCCCUACCGGGAGGAAAUGGCAAAACGCCAUCUCAAAGUCUCCGGCGACCUCGGCCGCGUGGUCUUCUUGGAGGCGGAUCUCCGCAACACCGACAGCAUCGAGGAGAGCGUGCGGCACUCGGACAUUGUCUACAACCUCAUCGGCCGCGACUACCCCACCAAGAACUUCGACUUUGAAUCUGUGCACGUCGAGGGCACGCGGCGCAUCGCCGCCGCCGUAGCGAAGUACGACAUCGACCGCUUCAUCCAAGUCUCCUCCCACUCCGUCCACCCGGAGUCGCCGUCCGAGUUCUUCCGCACCAAGUGGCAAGGCGAGCAAGUCGCGCGGGAAAUCUUCCCGGAAACGACCAUCGUGCGCCCGGCGCCCAUGUUCGGCUUCGAGGACCAGCUGCUCCAUCGCCUCGCGUCGGUCUCCAACCUCUUCACCAGCAACUGGAUGCAAGAGCGCUUCUGGCCCGUGCACGUCGUCGACGUCGGCGCCGCGCUAGAGCAAAUCGGCACCGACGACACCACCGCCGGGCAGACGUUCGAGCUCUACGGGCCGAAGAACUACAGCCUAAAGGAAAUCUCGGAGCUCGUGGACCGCGAGAUUAUGAAGAAGCGACGCCACAUCAACUUGCCCAAGAUCGUGGCCGCCAACGCACAGGAAGUGCUCAAUAAGCUCCUGUGGUUCCCGGUCGGAUGCAAGGAUCAAGUGGAGCGGGAAUUCCUCGACCAGUUCAUCGACAAAAACGCAAAAACUUUCGCCGACCUGGGCAUGGAAGCGGGAGAGAUUUCCAACUUUACCUUCAAAUACCUCCAAAUGUACCGCAGCAGCUCGUACUUCGACCUGCCGCCCAUGACGGAGAAGGAGAAGCGCGAGGAGAAGAAAUAUCUGCAUGUAUUGGACGACCAAUAG